This is a messenger RNA of Mobula hypostoma (lesser devil ray), 6196 nucleotides long. Its product is annotated as ataxin-7. The transcript is spliced from 11 exons. Bases 1 to 2517 code for a protein of 838 amino acids. The record is from RefSeq and is a predicted model, not a curated record. Lineage: Eukaryota; Metazoa; Chordata; Chondrichthyes; Myliobatiformes; Myliobatidae.
AUGGCGGAAACGGCCGAGGAUGACGUCAGCGCGGCCCGAAGAGCGGCCGGGCAGCAAGAAGGAUCAGCAAUGGCGACUGUGGAGCGGAGACUACCUAGUCCCGAGGCGUUGGUGGGACAGCCUUGGACCCACUGGAUCGAUGCCGCUAAACAUCAAGGGGCCGACGGCACCGAAUUGGAAGAAACUUUUAAGGAGUGCGGGAAAAACCGUGAGGUCAUGCGGCUGAGUAGGGAAGAUAUGCCAAUAUUUGGCCACUGUCCAGCACAUGAUGAUUUCUAUCUGGUGAUGUGUAACCAUUGUAAUCAGGUUGUAAAGCCCCAGGCCUUUCAAGCACAUUAUGAAAGAAGACACAGUACAUCAAGCAAACCACCUGUAACUCCUCCGUCUUCUACGUAUUCUUACCCUUCCACGCUCUCAAAGAGCAGAAGUGUUAGUGAUUGUGGGAAUAGUCGCUCUUCUGGUGGCAACUGCGCUUCAUCCAGCUCCAAGAUACAAAAAUCUCCCAAAGAUAAACUUCACAUUGGUGGUAUGAACAGACCAUUUUACAUGGUUCAUCAUGGCAGGAUGCACCAUGAGAAAAGCAUGACUUCUUUGGUUAAACCAGACAAGUUGCAUCCUAAUGUGAAGAUCGAUGGCACAUCAGUGAAAAUGAUGCCUGUUCCCAUUAAUUCUGCCACUGUGAGUGCUUCAAUAAAAACUGGCCUUAAUAGUCCUACAAUACCAAAGGCACCCCUGCCCUCCACUGGACAGAUACCCAAUGGUAAAAAUCUUCUGUCAACUCCUUCAUCCUCAGAAAAGAAACUUGAAGAUGGUAAAAAUAUCAAGAAACCCUCUUCUCAUAAGAGGCUGUCAGAGCGGGAGUUUGACCCAAACAGACACUGUGGUGUUGUUGAUCUUGAAACCAAGAAACCAUGUACAAGGUCUUUGACGUGCAAGACACAUUCCUUGAGCCAACGGAGAGCAGUAUUAGGUCGUAGGAAACAUUUUGACCUAUUGUUGGCUGAGCACAAAAACAAACCCAGGGAAAAAGAAUCGCAUAGAAUCUCUGAACAUCAUCACCAGACACCCCUUCUCAGGGAAUCGCAUCCCUCGCCAUCUAAACCUUCCCAGGAAUUGCAUCAGAAUUCCCAUGGAAAUAUUGCAUCGGAUGUAAAACAGAUGGUGUCUGGAAAAACCAAAUUUAACAAUUCAAGUCUUCCAAGGCCUGCCAGUUCAUUACAGCACAGUGGCAAUACCAUCACUGAUACUGCAGCGGUACAUGAAUUUCACCCCUCACUUGUUGGACAAGACUCGGUGUCUAGGUUGUCUAGUGAUGAGGGAGAAUGUGAAGAGAAAGAGGAAUUGGUAGAAAAACUAGACUGCCAUUAUUCUGGACAUCACCCUCGACCAGCAGCUCUUUGCGCCUUUGGAAGCCGACACAUUGGCCGAGGCUGCUUUGUGUUUGACAGACGAUGGGACCACUUUCGUUGUGCAUUUAGUUCCAUGGUUGAAAAACAUCUUAAUUCACAGAUGUGGAAAAAAAUUCCUCCUGCAGUGGAUAGUCCAACAUCGACACAGUCAGUCCCUCACAGCACUGGCAUGAUUCCCUCACAGCAGUCGCAUUCCAGUGUCAAUACUGCAGGUUUUGUCUCCUCUACAACAGUGUCCUCCUCAUUGACAUCUCCAGUGUUGGUUUCUUCUCCAUUUACAUCAAUCGAAAGUAAAUCUGUGCUAUCAUAUGCAACUACUCUGAAUGCUCACCCUGCUGCCUUGGGCGCCAUGGACCCUGCUUAUUGUAUGCAAUCUAGACAUAUAUCUUCACCUUCUGUGAUGCCUUCUGGGCUUUCUUCAGUUCCUUCACAUGUGUUUAAUAAACCUCAAAAAGUGAAACCCAGCAAGUCUUUUAAACCUAAAGACCCUUCAUCUACCAGCAGUAACAGUAAUAGUAACUCCAGUAGCAACAAUAACAGCAGCAGUUCUGGAAAGAAGAGAAAAAAUAUUUCUGCACUGCCAUUGCAUUCUUCCACUCAUUCCGCAGAAUCUCUGAAGAAAAAUUGUGUGAAUUCUGGAAAUCUAGGGACGUCUAAUUACUCAUCAUGUGUCUCAUCAUCUCACAGCAGUACCCACAGCAUUGGCCUCAAUUGUACAAACAAAAUUAAUUCUUUAGGUUUCAAACAUGACCAGUCAGGAAAAGGGCUUCAAAUGGGGAUUCCUGCAGAAUCGAUUAAACGGAUGAGUGUGGUUAUGAACAGUAGUGAUUCCACUCUUUCACUAGGGCCAUUUGUCCAUCAAUCCAGCGAACAAUCCGCAAACUUGCAUGGUAGCUUUUCACACCCACAUGUACCACUGGACAAGCUGGAAGGGAAAAAACGGAAAAGCUCACCAGGUUCAAGCACCAUUAACACUGGUAACAAAUCGAACAAGAUCGCCAAAUCACCUGUGGUAAACAAUGUUCAUUCGAAGCAGGCUAGUAUGAUCCCAGGAACUCCAGGGAUUUCCAACAACACUCUCCUCCAUCAGCCAAAGGCUCGACCAUGAUAACAAAUGUUCUUCUGGAAGAAACUGGACAUCUUUUUUGAAAAUUGAAAAAUAGGCACUCUGAACUGCAAGAAGCCUUGGAGUUUUCUCAACUUCCCUUGUUCCUCAGGUCUGUGGACAGUAGAAUCAAAAUUGUAUACAGGUUCAGAAGCCAAGUUUGUGGAAAUGUCACUUUAUGUGGUGGCACGUUUUAAAUUGAAUUGACAUGGACAUUAUGGAUAAAAUUGGGCUUGCAGUUGUUCAAAUCAGUAUUAAGUAUUAGGUACGUAGAUAGAAGAAUGACUACUGAUCUGAGAAUUAUGCAAAGGUUCAGUUUUUAACUAUUUACUGCUGAUGGGUGCAUUUGCUACAGUUUUGGAUGUUGAACUGCCAAAUGUUUAAGCAUAAUUACUAUUUUAAUGGGAAUUCCAUAGCCCCUUAACAUCUACUGGAAAUUUAUAUCACAGAGCAGAUAUGUUGUAUUUAUUUUUUCCAAGAGAUGUGUGUACUUUGUCUACAGUUGAACUAAACAGUUGCCAAGUAUGCUGACUUGUGUCAGGUUGAUAUUUUGAUGUUUUUUUGUUAAAUCCACAAAUCUUGGCUUUUUUGUGCAGAAAAUUGUGGAAAUAAAAUAACAACGGGAAGUUAGUCCAGCAAAUGAUUUGCUUAUAGUGAGUACUUAAAAAAAAUUGUGUAAAUUCUAACUAAUCCCUGGCUAGAAAUACAGCAGACUGGAGAGCUGGAAAAGGUUGCAUCAUGUAGGGACUACAGAUGCACCAACUUUAAGUUUAUGAAUAAGACAUUAUGACGUGGAUUUAUUUUGUACUGUGUAUAUGGUACAAAUUACUGGGGUUCGGUGGCAUUUGCAGCUUGGUCUUGCCUGUUUUAAAAGGUGAGAAAAUAAAAUUUUAGUGUAUGCUGCUUCCUCCCCUAAUGGCUUAUCAGUAGUCCACAAUAUUUUUUGCACUAAUAGAUUAUAUCCAUACUCCCACUUUGGAAUAAAUUUUAAUAAAAAGGGAUGGUGUUGUAAGUUUGUCAAAUAAACAAAAGAUAUGUUAAAUCAGGGAUUUCAAAAUGAAAUUGAAAUGAAAAUUUCCAUAAAAAUGUUUAAAAUGACCACUUUAGUGAAUAUUUGCACACUUUUCAACAUUUUCCCUGUUGGUCUAAAAAUUGGGGAGCAUAUCAGAAGAAAGCAAAUUUUUGCAAUGUCAGCUUAGUGUUGUCUUUUUCUCCCAAAUCUAGAUUUUAGGACAAAUUAUGCACAGUCUGGAGAAUGUGAGCAUACACUAAUACAGUUUGCCCAGUUAACCUUAAUUUUUUGUGGGCAGUGUAGUGAAUUCUAUAUAAAUUUUAAAAAUAUAAAAUAGUGUAUAGCUAAAAUACUCUUAGAAUCAUUGUUGUAUAAAUGGCAGGAAAACAAUAAAAGGAGCCACAUUUUGCAGUUAUUCACAGAACAGUUCACGCUGGUGACCAAGUAAUAAUGCCAUUUCCAAAAGGCUAUUAAGAAAAUUCUUAAAGGAAAGAAAAAUGCCCCUCUCUGCUGUAAUAAAUGGCACACCUUUUGCAUCCAAGUAGAUAUUUUAAAACUGGCUUAUACUGAAGCUAGCUUGUUCCUUUGGUACAGUUACCAAUUGUAACUCUGUUUUCUUACCCCAAUUUUCAACAAGCUAAGAGAUAAAGUAUGUCACAAUUUUUGUACCUUUUAUUUUGAAUUUUCUUGUUUAAUGGAUUAUACAAAAGUAUGGAAAUAUCCCUAUUUCAGAAUGCAUAUUUUGUUAAAAUUGUACAUAUUAAAUAUGUAUUUUUGCACAGGUCAUUUUCUUAUAUCCAGUUUUGGUACAAUUUUGAAAUCAUCUGGUAUUUAUUUAUUUAGGAAUUAAUAAAUAACAGGUAAAUGUACCUUAUUGUUUAGAUAUUCACUGCCCAGUUAAUGCAAAAUACCUGCAGUACAAGAUUUUUGGGGGCACUUUUUAUAAAAACUUUCAUCCAUUUUGGAACUUGGGAGUGAAAUGAUUUAUUUUUUGGAAGUGGGGGAGGGGAAGAGAAGAGAGCCUCAAAACUAUUUCACUAAUAUAUAUUCAUUUGUUGUCUAACUCCCAAUGUAACAAAAUCAUUAAUAAAAACCAUCCCAGACCCAUCUGAAAAACCACUUGAACAUUUUGCAGCUUUUAGUCAAAAGUUAAAGUGCCUGAUAGUUGCUUCAAAAUGACUGUUUAAAAUGAGCAUUUAAAAAUAUUUAAAUGUUCACUUUUGAUUAGGAGCUUGUUUUUUUCCACCUAGUGAGUUCCUAAUAUUUCUUAUUAUGCUUAAACUUUAAAAUAAUUUGGAAUCAGUAAAUCUUUCACUUGUGAAAUGAAACCAAUUUUUGAUUUGUAUGUAUAUUUGUAUGUGGUUAUACCACCAGCCAAGAGCAAAACAAAAAGGCCUUUACAUUUCUGUACCUUUGUUGAAAUACCAUGUUUUAAAUAAUUUUGACUAUGAAAGAGGUCUAAAGCACUAUUGCUCAUUAAAAUAAUUGUACUUUUGAGCUUUACCCAUGGUCCCAUAGUAUCUAAUACUACUGGAAUGUAAAUAUUCUCAUCGUGACAAUUUUGAAGGUGAUGGUGCCUUUUUGAAAGGAAAUAUCUUGGAUUUUGCUGAGUAUCUCCUAAAGUUCUUUGUUGAUUAAAUAGGGUUAGAAAAUGUUCCAGAAAAUACAAUGUCAACAGUAUGUCUUCCCAUAAAAUAGUUCCUCAGCAAAACCUAUACUCAUACUGAAAAUUCAUGAGUUAUUUUAAAAUGCUGAGUUGAUCAUUUAGAACACAAGUAUUCUUGUCUUAAUAGGCACUCAAACCUGAACUGAUUCAGGUUUAUGUAAGGAAUAAAACAAUUGCAAUGACAAAAGCAAUAGAGACAUGUGAAGAGUUUAACACUACACAUCUCAAAUGUGAAUGUACGCCUGAUAGCAAAGCAUCUUGCUCCUGUUCUGAGCUUGGUUCUAAAAGCAACCUCCUGUGUAAUAGUGUGAAUAGUUUCAGAAGUACGCAUAAUGAAGCGCACUGGGUCACUAUGGUAUCAGCUGGACUUUGUGUUGCCUGCUGUAUAAUUCAUGAACAAAUGUCAUGGGUCAGAAUCUUUCGAUAUUUGAAAAUGUAUAGUCUAUUUGUUUUGUAACAAGGUCUGUAAAUAAAAAUAAUUUAUACUGUUAUUUAUAACAAAUCUAGUCUCUGUCUACUAUUUGGGAAUUAAAAUACAAAAUCUACUAAAGCCUUGACAUGUUGAUUUUAUCCCUGAUAAAGUGACAGUUUGGCUUAGGUAGGAAACAAUUUAUGGAUCAUUGCCUGGUACAAUUUCAUAUUUUAGGAUGGUCUCCUUUUAAAAUUUAAAUUAGGAUGCUAUGGUUCAUUUGAAACUGCAUAUAAGAUUUCUGCCAUGUUCUCCUUUAAAAUCCUGUUAAUUCAGUCCAAGUGCAAAAUGCUAUUACAUUAAUAUAGAAGAUUCUGUUGUAUAGUUUAGCUUGAGAGAUGAAUGUAAUGGUGGAGUAAAAUUGCUGAUACACUCCACUGACCACCUGCAAAAAGAAACUAAUUUAGACAUGGUCAGUAGUAAAGAAAGGAAAUGGUUCUUUAUCGGGCGAUAAGGAAUCGUUUGUGACCUUUAGGUUAUCUUUUUAAAAAAUUUAAACUCAAACUGUAGCUUUGGCUAAAAUUGUUGCACUUUA